AUUUAAUCAAACGCUUAACUAGAACACAACAGAGUGGCGGUGUAUUAGGAUUUUUAUUUAUAAAACUAAUAUUAUGGAAAAGAAGCCACAAGCAAAACAAUCUUGGUUUAGGAAUUUUGAAAAACGUUUAGGAUUCCAAAAUGACAUUAAAUGGGUGAACACCAUACUAAUUACUCUAUACCAUAUACUAUUCAUUUAUUGGCCCUAUCAUUACGCUUUUCCAGUAAAAUGGCAGACAGUUGUGUUUGCGGCGAUAAUGUACGUGGCAAGCGGGUUCGGGGUCACCGGAGGCGCUCACCGACUAUGGACCCACAAAUCUUACAAAGCUACGUUGCCCCUGAAGCUGUUCAUGCUGAUGCUAUAUUCUUCCGCUGGCCAGAACUCCCUCCUCAACUGGGUCCGCGACCACCGCGUCCACCACAAGUACAGCGACACCGACGCGGACCCUCACAACGCCAAUCGCGGGCUGUUUUUCUCGCACAUCGGCUGGCUCAUGCUCAAGAAGAACGAAGAAGUCAUCAAGCGCGGCAAGCAGAUUGACAUGAGCGAUAUCGAGAACGAUCCGCUGCUGAGGUUUUAUGAAAAAUAUUUCCAAUGGUUUAAACUGCUGUUCUGCUACUACCUGCCGACGAUGAUCAAUGUGUGGUUUUGGGGCGAAGAUUGGAAGACGGCUGUAGCUUGGCAGUGCUUCCUCAGAUAUAUCACAACCUUCCACAGCGAGCUGACCGUCAACAGCCUGGCUCACGCUUUUGGAUAUAAGCCAUAUAACAAAGACCUAAAGCCAGCAGAAAACCGUUUCGUCGCGACAGUGGCUCUUGGAGAAGGUUGGCACAACUACCACCACGCGUUUCCAUUCGACUACAAAGCAGCUGAGCAUUUCGACUUCUUUAAUUUUGGCACCGCCUUCAUCAGAUUCUUCGAGAAACUCGGCUUAGCCUACGAUCUGCGGGAGGCGACACCGGAGAUGAUCAAUUCUAUUGCCAAGAGAUUAGGUGACGGCACUCCCGUACAUUUCCCACUAGACUCCGAAAAUGAAAGAGCUGUUGGUUGAACUAUGUCUACUGUUUAACUGAGGCGAUUGGUAAGAAGUAAUUUGGUCAGCCACGAACUGAUUGAAGGCUAUGUGAAUGUGAUUUGUAUUAUGUUAAGUAAGUAAAAUAAGAUAUACCUAAACUAAUUUUAAUCCUAAAUUUUAAAUAAUUGAUAUAAAAUAAAUAAAACUCAGCUACCUUCUACUAAAAAAAUCAAAGCACAACUUCUUUGCCAACCGCCUGAGGGAAGCAGACUAAUAAUAAGAAUGAACUUUUGAACAAGCAACAGAUAAAAUUGUAAUAAAAUAUGUACUCUUUUA
Molecule: messenger RNA, 1351 nt
Organism: Cydia fagiglandana
Lineage: Eukaryota; Metazoa; Arthropoda; Insecta; Lepidoptera; Tortricidae
Product: acyl-CoA Delta(11) desaturase-like
Exons: 5
Coding region: 74-1051 (325 amino acids)
Biological process (GO): unsaturated fatty acid biosynthetic process
Cellular component (GO): endoplasmic reticulum membrane
Molecular function (GO): stearoyl-CoA 9-desaturase activity; iron ion binding
Source: RefSeq, a predicted model, not a curated record